Molecule: messenger RNA, 768 nt
Organism: Microcebus murinus (gray mouse lemur)
Lineage: Eukaryota; Metazoa; Chordata; Mammalia; Primates; Cheirogaleidae
Source: RefSeq, a predicted model, not a curated record
AUGACCCCACUCACCCGACCCCCGAGGCCAACGACGGGGUGGCGCGGGGAGCGGCGGCGGCCGCGGCGCUACCGCCGGGAGACUCUGCGCGCCAGCCCAGGAACACGAGGACGGAGAAUUCCAGGCUACACCCAGUCCCCUCCCCUCAUCUCGCUCCCCUCCCCCGUCCCGGGGGCGCGGGGGAGCCCGGGGGGCGCCGACGGCUUGGCAAAGUUGGGCGUGUGUGUGUGCGCGCGCCAGCCGCGAGCUAGCCGGCAGCCGCUGUGGUUCCCCUCGCACUCCCCCUCCGGAGAAUUCCCUGAGAAGGCGGGCGCCGGCUUCGGGCCCGGGAUAGACCUGCGGCGGCGGCGGGAACGGCCACGCACAGACCAUGGAUUUCAAACCGGAGACCUGAAACCUGGAAACUUGAUGCUACUGGACAAGAGAAUAGACAUAUUCAAAGUAAGAAGUGAAACAAAGGAUUUUAAAAAGAAGCUACAGAAAUGUGAGGUGAACCAUCCAAUCUCCUGCUUGGAGUGUCAAAACCUGGCUACUGAUAUUCUGGAGCUGACUGUGGGGAGAGGAUUGGUGAUCUCAGUAUUCAAUCCUCCAAAAAGGAACACAGCUCGCAAAUGCCUUCAUUUUAGCCGGUGAGAUUCAUGUUGGACUUCUGGCCUGCAGAACGGUAAGAUAAUAAAUUUGUUUGUUUUAAGCCACUAUGUUUGUGGUAAUUUUUUAUGGCAGCAAUAUAAAGGUAUAAGUCUUACUGUCUGAUUUGGAGAUUUGCAG